This is a messenger RNA of Vanessa atalanta (red admiral), 1163 nucleotides long. It is a transcript of the gene Mtch, whose product is annotated as mitochondrial carrier homolog 2-like. The record is from RefSeq and is a predicted model, not a curated record. The transcript has a single exon. Bases 53 to 940 code for a protein of 295 amino acids. NCBI's taxonomy places the organism in Eukaryota, Metazoa, Arthropoda, Insecta, Lepidoptera, Nymphalidae.
UUCAUUUGUCAGUAUUUGAUUUCGGAAGUAGGUCCUCGAAGUUUUUCAUAAUAUGGACGAAAUUGAUAAGGAAAAAAUAGCAGCUCUGCAUUCACAACUACUUGUCACAACAAUAUGUCACCCUAUGGAGUAUGCAAAAGUGCUCAUUCAAUUGGGAUACGAGCCUCUACCGCCGCGGCGUUCAACAACCCUGUUCGGUCGCCCUGCUAUGAUAUUACCUAACGUCUUUCAAUACAUCAAAUAUAUCAAGAAGUCGGACGGUUUCUUUGGGUGCUACAGAGGUUUAUCUGCCAAAGUGCUUGGUUUAGUUGCCUCCAGUCAGCUUACUUCUAAGGUAAUUUAUGCCUGCGGUAUCGAUCUGCCCGAACUCAAUGAUCCUCCUAACAUUGUUAACGACGACGAACCUAAAAUUGAAGAUUAUUACAAGCUGUGCCGUCGAGAUAUGAUCAUGCACACUGCAUCUGUGAUAGUAUCUUAUCCUUUCCACGUCGUUUCUGUUAGGAUGAUGGCUUCAUUUAUUGGUAAAGAAGAAGAGUAUAGUUCUUUAUUGGGUGCAAUUGUAUCCAUUUACCGGGACGAUGGUUUACUCGGUUUCCUGCAUGGUAUUGUGCCUAAACUACUGGGAGAUUUAACUUGUGUUGCCGUCACUGGCAUAUUGGCCUACUUUGUAAACAAAUAUUUGGUGAAAACGAAAGAUCUACGUUAUUAUACUGUACCAUUACUAACAUUUGUUACAAGUACUGUGACCUAUCCGCUAGUGGUUGUGUCUACAUGCAUGGCUGUAGCGGGUAGCAGCCUCCGUGCAGGCAAUCCUCCAUUGAUGCCUGCUUAUCCUACAUGGUAUGCUUGCUGGCGAGAACUUGGUAGGAACAAGCAACACAAACGUGGAUCAUCACUUAUCUUUAGGUACUACAUUGCUCCAAUUGCAGCUAUGCAGUAAAACCUCAACCCUAAUAUACAAUUGCAUUUAUCCAUUUGCGUUUAUUUGCUAAGUGUUAUUCCACAUUCACCAAAGUAGAGAUUUUGACCUCUUGUAGAAACUAAAUGUGUAAAAUGUUUACUGUAAAUAAUUUAGUAUAAAUGGUGUAUCAUGUGGAUUCGUUUUGCUAGAUUGUUGAGUACAGGAGUGGUUAUAUUUAAUAAAUAUAUUUUGUUCGACACUA